Messenger RNA from Zeugodacus cucurbitae (melon fly), 2347 nucleotides. It is a transcript of the gene Cln7, whose product is annotated as major facilitator superfamily domain-containing protein 8. NCBI's taxonomy places the organism in Eukaryota, Metazoa, Arthropoda, Insecta, Diptera, Tephritidae. Gene Ontology annotation, molecular function: transmembrane transporter activity. Gene Ontology annotation, cellular component: lysosomal membrane. The transcript is spliced from 6 exons. Bases 383 to 2068 code for a protein of 561 amino acids. Gene Ontology annotation, biological process: transmembrane transport. The record is from RefSeq and is a predicted model, not a curated record.
CCACAAGCAGCCCCACCAGCCAACAGUGCUAGCCAGUAGUCGAGCGUGAAUAGACGGCCGUAAAGCGUACGUUUUGUGGGAAUAGCGGACAAGUGAACGUGACGAACGAACGAACGCGUUUUGUAGUGUUUUCCUCAGUUGUUUGUUGUCACAAAAACAGAGAAGUGAAAAUAAAAAUACAGAAAAAUCUGUGAAAAGCACAAAAGCAACCGAAUCAACAUCCGGCACAACAUGUAAAUCAGCAUAAAUAACACGAAAUUGGUUUUUACAAAGUAAAGUAUUUUUUCCAAACAAAAAGUUCAGAUGUCGCCCACAAAGCUGCCAAAGACAGACUGUUGAUUUUACUCCUCCUACUCCUCUACUAAAAGUACAAAUAACAACAAUGGGCAAUACUUGCAAGAAAUCACAAAAAAUACCCGACGAUGUUGAUGAUGGCCUGGAAACAUUGGACGAAUAUCGCAGCCGUUGGCGUUCGGUGCGCGUUAUUUAUUUCACAAUGUUCCUGAUGUCACUCGGUUUCAGUAUUAUACUUACUGGCAUAUGGCCGUACUUAAAUAAGCUAGAUCCAAAGGCGGGCAAGGAGUUUAUGGGUCUCAUUGUGGCCGCAAAUCCAUUGGGUCAGAUGAUUUUUAGUCCGCUCUUCGGUUGGUGGAGUAAUAGAAUCGGCUCAAUCCGUUUACCAUUACUAUGUUCGUUGGUGCUAUUCACAUUCGCUAGUGGGCUCUAUUCAUCGUUGGAAAUGCGUCCAGAUAAUGUUAGAUUCUGGAUGUUGAUCUCACGUUUUCUAAUUGGUGUCAGUUCGGCAAAUAUUGCAGUUUGUCGUUCGUACUUAUCGGCGGCGACGCGUUUGAGCGAACGCACGAAAGCCGUUUCGAUGGUGUCACUGGCGCAGGUGUUGGGCUUUAUUGUGGGACCUGGUCUGCAGACGGCUGUAACGCCAUUGGGUAAUGAGGGCUAUACUUUUCUUUGGGGCUCCCUUGUAUUUAACAUGUACACCGCUUGUGGCUGGAUAAAUGUAUUUAUGAGCAUUGGCAAUUUCAUCAUGUUUCUGCCGGGACUAUUUGAGGAACAUAAGAUCGCUGCACGCGAAAUAAUGAUAAAACAGGGUAAAAGUUCGGAACGUGAAACAUGGAAGGCCAUCAAACCGGAUUAUGUGUCAGCGUGGACUUUAAUAAUGGCGUUCUUCGUGUUGGUCUUCAACUUUGUACUGCUCGAAACACUCGGCACAUCUCUAACCAUGGACCAGUUUGCGUGGAGCGAUCAUGAAGCGCUCUACUACAUGGGCAUACUGAUGGCAGUUGGCGCUAUUGUCGCGCUCGUCACAUUCAUUGCCAUCAAUCCGCUUUGUAAAAUUUUUCCCGAACAUUAUGUACUUAUAUGGGGUGGCUUUUCGUUAAUGGUACUUGGGCGUGUGCUGUAUAUACCUUGGGGCGAUGGACCACCCGUUAUUGCAGAAGUUUAUAAUGUCACAAUACCGUUAACGGGCAAUGCUACAAUGGAUCUCGAACCGAGUAAUGCCGUAUUUCUCGGCUGCCCCAAAACACAACCUUGGUGUGAGCUAACACCAGCGCUGACUCUAACACAAUUCAUCAUCGGCUAUGCAUUCACUUCGAUUGGUUAUCCGAUUGGUGUCACUUUGAUACAAACGAUCUUCUCAAAGGUUUUGGGUCCGCGACCGCAAGGUGUUUGGAUGGGUCUUAUGACUGGUGCGGGUUGUCUGUCACGCGUUUUGGGUCCUGUUUUCGUAGGUGUGAUCUAUACGCGUUAUGGUACUUACUGGACGUUCGGCAUAACAUCGGUGAUGAUGUUCGUCGCGAUGAUUUGGCUGCUGGUAGAGAAAAAACGUCUGAUACCACCGACUUUCGACAAUAAUAUGGGUGCUGAGUUGCAAACAAUGAGUACAAACAAAGUGCCGCUACAACUUGAGGAAACUGAUUACAAAAUAGUGCCACAAAUUGAUGACGAAGCGCCGGCGCUGGUGGAGAAUGAGGAUGAGCUGGAUACGGCGCUCAAUACAGCGUUGUGUUCGCGUAGAAAUAGUAUAACAAUAGUUGUAGCGGACAAGUAAUUCUCCCACAAAGUACCACGGAUUUACUUUUUAUAGAGCUAUGAUUAGUUUCAAAGUAAAAGUUGUUGUUGUAUAUAAACCCAGUUUUGUAGUAAGUGUAAAUUACAAAUUCUUGAGAAAGUUUUAGUAUACACUUCCAACACUUUUUUUAAAGAAUUUUUAUAAAUAUAGCGUUAUAUAUUCCUUACUGUAAAUGUAUAUAAACGAUAGUAUUAAAGUUAAUUAUGUUCUAAAUCAUAGUUUUCUACUGUUUACAAAUGUAUUGUCAUUGUUUACUUU